Pelobates fuscus (common spadefoot toad) is the source of this 1138-nucleotide messenger RNA. RefSeq lists its product as uncharacterized. Gene Ontology annotation, cellular component: membrane. Gene Ontology annotation, molecular function: signaling receptor activity. The coding region runs from base 12 to 653 and encodes 213 amino acids. The record is from RefSeq and is a predicted model, not a curated record. The transcript is spliced from 4 exons. NCBI's taxonomy places the organism in Eukaryota, Metazoa, Chordata, Amphibia, Anura, Pelobatidae. Gene Ontology annotation, biological process: adaptive immune response.
CCAGAGCAACAAUGCUGCAAAUAAUUGCUCUUACCAUAAUCAACCUUUCUCUAAUUACUGCAAACUGCUGUGAAGAUGGAAUAAUCCAAACACCUAAGCACAUCAUAUGUAAACCAGGACAGUCGAUUUCUAUUACCUGCUCAGUCGAAUCCCCAGAAGAACUAGAGGGAGUUCGUUUCAAAAAGGGAGAAGCAGUGUUGCUGUUUAUUUAUAAGGACAACACAAAUACCUCCAAUCUAAACUAUGCGGGUCAUCUUGAGUUUUAUGGCAUAGUGUCAAAUUUCACAGUUACCCUCAACAAUGUGACGCAGAGUGAUGCUGAUGUAUAUUACUGUGAAGGAUUAACAAGCAAAAAAAUCUGUGGAAAAGGCACUGUAGUCACUGUAGAUAAUUGUUCAGAACACAGCUCAUCAGCAAGUUUUGACCCUAGACUGAUUGCCCUAAUGUUCCUAGUUGUGAUAUCCGUUUUAGUGCAUAUAAUAUUAAUCAUUUAUCAAAGAAGAAAAUGCCGCAAUCAUGUGAUCAGAGCGCCACUGAACACAGUAUAUGAGGAUAUGACGCAGACCAUACGUCGUAACACAAUGGGCAACAACAACUGUUAUGCCAACCCUCGAGGAAUUACUCAAGACCAAGGAUUUUGGAACAUAGCUUAAGAUAUUGCAUCUAUCAGUGCAAUUUACUAAAGUAGGAAUUGUUGGGAUUUCAAAGUUAAACUUAACAAAUUUCAAAUUAUAGCUAUCUGUUGUUCAAAUCAAUUCAUGUCAGUACUUAACAAAUGAACCCAACUGUGUGUGUAGUGUUUGUAGUUUCAAGGUCUCUUUCUCUCUUAAUUAUAGCUGCUGAUUACAGGUAGUUAAAGGGACACUGUACUACUUCACCUUUUUCGAAAAUAUGGCUAGGCCAUACCACCAAUCGGGGCACGGAUGUGAGUGUCCAGGGAUCCUCAUUCAGUGUUAAAAAUGGACGGAGGCAUAACGCCAAGGAACUGUCUUUAAUAAGAUUAAAUAGUACCUACCGUUAAGAGAAAUAAAAAUUAUUUCAAUUGGCUAGGUUGUACUCCAUUUUAAUUUGCAUUGAUUCAGAAGAAACAAUUUUUAUUUUAUUUUUUUUUAAUUUACAUUUGUAUAGUCUUAACUGU